CAAAUGAGGACAAAUGGCAUGGGAACAGUUAUCCUCUCUGACAUGGAUUCAUCCUGCAGCUCCUGAUGAGUACUGAGCUGAGAGGCCUGUGAAAGGAAGACGCUGGUGGUGGACACAGUCCCUCAGGGAAAAACCAAUCAGAGACACAGGCUGAGUGUAGGAUGGAGGAAAUAACCAAGGACAUGGACAACAUGACCAGCCAGCAGGCUCUCUGUGAUCCUGACCAGAGGAGAAGAAAAGGCCCGUCCAUCUCCACUCUCAAAUUGUUCAUCGUGGCGCUGUCCUUCGCCUGUUUCUCCAAGGCUCUGACAGGAACCUACAUGAAGAGCUCCAUCACUCAGAUCGAGAGGCGGUUUGACCUCUCCAGCACACACGUUGGACUCAUAGACGGCAGUUUUGAGAUGGGUAACUUGCUGUUUCUUGCUGUGGUCAGCCAUUUUGGAGCUAAACUGCACCGUCCUAGACUCAUAGCCGUUGGCUGUUUCCUCAUGGCUGUGGGGGCGUUUCUCACUGGCCUGACACACUUCUUCAUGGGACGCUACAAGUACAACACGGUCAUUCAGAUUUUUCAGAAUGACAGCGCCAACAUCGCCGCCUGUGUGGAUCCUCUGGAGAAAGAAGUUGACGUUCAGAUAGAGCCAGCUGUAGAAGACAACAAAGCCUGUGUGAAGGAAACUGGUUCAAAUAUGUGGAUCUAUGUUUUCCUGGGAAACGCCCUGCGGGGGAUUGGAGAGACCCCGGUCACACCUCUGGGCGUCUCGUACAUCGACGACUUUGCCAGGGCAGAAAACUCACCUUUUUAUAUCGCUUGUCUCCAGACCAUCACUCUCCUGGGACCCAUGUUUGGGUUCCUCCUGGGUUCCUACUGUGCCAAACUCUAUGUUGACAUCGGAUACGUGGACGUAGAGAGUGUGACCAUAACUCCCAAAGACGCCCGCUGGGUGGGCGCCUGGUGGAUGGGCUUCAUGGUGUCCUCCGCCCUCCUGCUGAUCUCCAGCGUUCCCUUCUGGUUCCUGCCCCGCUCCCUUCAGAAAGAGGGAGAAGAGAGCAAGUGUGAGAGCCUGGACGGGACAGAGGACGUCCUCAGGAAAAACCACCACCUCAAGCUGACUGACAUUGCUAAAGGAUUUAUUCCCUCACUGAAGCGCUUGUUGGGAACGCCGGCUUACUUCUUGCUGAUCUGUGGGAGCGUCCUGAAGUUCAACUCCUUCAUCGGCCUGUUUACCUUCAAAGCCAAAUACAUGGAACAACAGUUCGGACAGUCUGCCUCCAGAGCCAACUUCCUCAUAGGUGUUUUGAACCUGCCAGCUGUGGCAGUGGGGAUUUUCCUUGGUGGGCUGCUGAUGAAGAGGUAUAAGUUGAGUUUGGUCUCAGGAGCCCAGCUCUCCUUUGCGACGUCCUUCAUGGCUUACCUCCUCCUGCUGCUGCAGUUUGGCACCAAGUGUGACAACAUCCCAGUGGCUGGGCUCACCGUCUCCUACAACGGGACACGGACUGUGUCAUACAACAAGGACAUGCUCUACUCAGACUGCAACAGAGACUGCUCCUGUUCUGCAGAAGACUGGGAUCCUGUGUGCUCAGACAGUGGUAUCACCUACAUCUCUCCCUGUAUGGCCGGCUGCAUUAGCUCCAGUGGACACGGCAAGCACACAGUCUUUCACAACUGCAGCUGCGUGUCGACCUCCUACCCAGCAGGCAGCAGUACGUCCGUGAGGCUGGGCCAGUGUCCACACGCCAAGGACUGCAGCCGCAGUUUCACCUCAUACAUGGCCGUCUCUGUCCUCAGCUCCUUUAUAAACUCUCUGGGAGCUACACCAGGCUACAUGGUCAUUAUAAGAUGCAUCGCACCAGAGCUCAAAUCCCUUGCUCUCGGUAUCCAGACGUUGGUAACUAGAACUCUGGGUGGAAUUCCCGCUCCGGUCUAUUUCGGAGCCCUGAUUGAUUCCACCUGCCUGAAGUGGUCGAUUAAAAAGUGUGGUGGGAGAGGAGCAUGCCGCAUUUAUGACUCUGCUAUGUACAGGUAG
Molecule: messenger RNA, 2024 nt
Organism: Cheilinus undulatus (humphead wrasse)
Lineage: Eukaryota; Metazoa; Chordata; Actinopteri; Labriformes; Labridae
Product: solute carrier organic anion transporter family member 1C1-like
Exons: 14
Coding region: 162-2024 (620 amino acids)
Biological process (GO): sodium-independent organic anion transport; transmembrane transport
Cellular component (GO): membrane
Molecular function (GO): protein binding
Source: RefSeq, a predicted model, not a curated record